This is a messenger RNA of Cladophialophora yegresii CBS 114405, 1662 nucleotides long. RefSeq lists its product as uncharacterized. Lineage: Eukaryota; Fungi; Ascomycota; Eurotiomycetes; Chaetothyriales; Herpotrichiellaceae. Bases 1 to 1662 code for a protein of 553 amino acids. The transcript has 4 exons. The record is from RefSeq and is a predicted model, not a curated record.
AUGGUCCAUUCGUUCGGCAACAGCUACGGUGACCCGUCCAUCGGUUCUUAUACACCGCCGGAAUGCUCUUUCAACCAUGUCACGCUGAAUCUCACCGUUGAAGCCGCUGGAAGACAAUUUGAUCGCCUGGCGGUGGCUUAUCUAGGGGAUGUCGAAAUCUGGCGAACCAGUACAGCUGAACCUACACAUGCUGGCAUUAUCUGGACGCACCUGAAGGACGUGUCUCAUCUCCUGUCUCUUUUCGUCAAGCCUCAACAGCUGGUCUUUGACCUUGGCAACCUCAUAAACGAGAAUUACACUUCUCCGUUCAAUGUGACCUUGGAGGCGACGUUCUUUCAAUCGGUUACCACAGUAGAUCCCGCAGAUAUUAUUGUUCCGGUACCAAACAAGCGAAGCGCGGUUACUUUUGAGAAUCCUUCACACUAUCCCCACGUUACAGUGGGAGACAGCAUCGUGCUGCCGCGAAAUGUGGAACGUGCAGUGUUCACAGUUGCUGCCACUGGGCAGAUGGACGAAGAGUUCUGGUACUCCAACGUCUUCUCCUCGAACACCCUUACGUUUGGGCCAGACCCCCUUCCCAGUCACGCGCCAUUCCGGGAAAUCCAGCUCCUGAUCGACGGGCAAUUGGCGGGUGUUGUGUGGCCAUUUCCAGUAGUCUUCACUGGUGGCGUUGUGCCCGGCUUAUGGAGACCCAUUGUGGGUAUUGACACAUUCGACAUUCCCGAAAAUGAAAUUGAUAUGACACCUUGGCUGCCCCUGCUGUGUGAUGGCGAAAGCCACGCUUUCGAAAUCAGGGUGGUCGGCAUCGAUGACGACGGGCAAGGCAAGAGUCAGCUCUCUCAGACUGUGGGCAGCUAUUGGGUCAUUACAGGGAAGAUAUUCAUCUGGCUCGACCACGCUGGAUCGAUCACUACUGGAACAGUCCCUACCCUCGCUGCGCCUGUACCUUCCCUGAAGCUCUUCGCUGAGGUCGGUCUAGAUUCAAAUGGCACCAACCAAACGCUGACGAAUGUCAUCGACGUAACUCGCAACUUGAGCGUCUUAUCACAAGUGGAGACUUCCAAAGGCAUCAAAACAGUUUCGUGGCGGCAAUCACUUACAUAUUCCAAUUGGGACUAUAUAUCCGACUACGGUGUCACGCAAACGACGGUACAGCAUACCAAUGGCAGCGCAGUGUCGUCAAGUGGUUACUCUCAAACCUUCAGCUACCCACUUUUCGUGAAUAGCACCGCUGUCCAGGAUAAAGUGGCUCAUACGCUUUUCAUCUCCGCCGCUAUCGAACGCGGACAAGACAUCGAAGUCUACGGUCAGCCGGUAUUUCCUACUGGCCUAGAGCCGUUCAAUGACUCCGUUGAGUAUCUUUCGGGGGAUCCCCAACGCCAUCGAGCGUUCGUGGGCAGUCGCUUGAGCACGACUCAGAAUGGAACCGCCCUUUACUUCAGACACGAGAAUGUUUCUAUUAGUCCUGGGACAACACAGCAGGAUCUUGCCUUCUACGGCAUUCCAGCUUGUGAUCCGAAAGCAGGACCAUCAAGACAUGUAGAACUUUACCGUCGGCAUGUAGUUGCUGUCAACGAUACGCUUGUUGAAGACCAGAGGACUGUCCACGGCAGCAAGGCAAAUGUGCAGCUUUUGGCUAAGUCAAUUAGACAAGGACCGUAG